CCCAGCCUGGCACAUCCCUGCUGGGCUGUGCUGGAGCUGCCAGGAGCAUCCUGGGCAGGGCAGGAAGUGGGUACCACACUUAUCCCCCGGAGCACAGGAGGUGCAGUGCCAUGAGGCGCCUUGUCCGUGCAGGGAAGGGAGUGCAGGGAACAGCCUGCUCCCCAAAAGCAGGCUCCUGCUCCCCAAAAGCAGGCUCCUGCCCCUGAGGGGCUGGGGUUGGAUGCACUGCCCCAUCCCUGCCUCAACAAAUACAGCAGGACUGGAAAAUAAAAGAGGGGGGGAAAAGGCAGAAAUGAUGCUUGUGUGCGGCUCCCGGGAGAAUCUGUGCUGCCUCCUGCCUGUUGUGCUGCGGGGCCAAGGGAGACGUGCUGCCCACAGGAGGGCAGCUCUGGGCUCCUGGGGUAGGAGCUGGCAUCACCCUUGUCACCUGGGAACAGGGCUGCGGGUGAGGAGGAGCCCGAGGGGACUGUGGGAGCGGAGGACACGGGGUGCUGUGGUGUUUUUCCAGGGUUUGUGUUGGGGCUGCAGAGGCUGGUGGCUCCUGGGGCUCCUGGGAGUGGUGCCCCAGUGACAGCAGUGUCCCCAGUGCUGCACUCACCAGGGUCUGGCCUGGCUGAGCAUCUCCUGCUGCAGCCACAGUGCCCCUGUGUGGGACACUGUGGGCAGUCUGGGAAUUGGGGCUGGUCGUGUGCCACUGGAUAAGGAACUCUGUGCUGUCCCUCCAGCUGUGGCUGUGGGAGAUAGGGAUGGGGCAGCUGCCACCUCCUGCUCCAUGGAGGCUGCUUUGAUUUGGGCUCACUUUCAUCUGAGUUGAACUCCUCGUCUCAGGAGUUCUCAAAAUUAGUUUACGAAGAAAAUAUGUCAAACGAAAUUUAUUCAUCUUAACUGUGACACCUCUGUGACAUGAGCUCAUCCCUGCAGCCUGCACGGCCUGUCCUGUGUCCUGCCAGGGAUCGAGCACUGCUUUAACUGGGCACAGCAUGGUUUUUCACAUGGCCCCUGUGGGUGCCAAGGGGGUCCAGGCUGCCACCCUCACCCCACCAGUGCCCAUGGCUGUGCUGGUGCUGUCCUUGGAGCAGCCCAGCGCUGGCGUGUGCCCGGGUGGUCCCCAAUCACCUCUCCCCCAUCAGCAGGGCUGUGCCGUGCCCACCCCCUGAUGCCACCCCACCCUGCCGAGCUGUGACACGGCCCCUGUCUCGGGGGGUGACCCCACAGCCGGAGGGGAUCCCCGUGGAGGACCUGCCCUGCAGCACCGCCCUGUUUGCUCCGGCACUGGCCACACCCUUGCAGGCAGAGAGAGAGGCUGAUCCAGCCGCUGGCCCCACGCUGGGGCACACGAGAGAUGGCCUUCCAGCGGAGCCACCGCCUGAACCUGCUGCGCCUUGUCGUGCUGCUCCUCAUCGCCUUGGCCGGCAUCAAGUUCCUCUUCCGUGACAGCUUUACCCUGGAGCUGCACAAGCACGUCAGCAAGGACAGCCGGUUCUGGGGGGACACAGGUGACAUCGUCCAGGAUGUCAUCCCCCAGAGCCAGGUUCUGGAGCUCCCUGAGGCGAAGAUAACGGCCCUGAGGCAAGAGCCUGGGCAGCAGGUCCCCAGGGAUGUCAGUGCCACCGAGAUGAGGCUGGUCCACUUGGACCUCAAGGGAGCCGCACCCAGGGUCUCCUACCUGGAGCAGGUGUUCCCCUUCCUGUCCCAGCUGGGAGCCAACGGCAUCCUCAUCGAGUACGAGGACAUGUUCCCCUUCAAGGGGGAGCUGGAAGUCCUCAGGUCCCCGUACGCUUACAGCGAGGAGGACAUCGAGCGGAUCCAGCAGCUGGCGGAGCAGCACAAGCUGGAGGUGGUUCCCCUGGUGCAGACCUUUGGCCAUGUGGAGUUCAUCCUCAAGCACGAGAAGUACCAGCACCUGCGGGAGGUCGAGCGCUUCCCCAACAGCUUCAACCCCCACGUGCCCAACACCCUGGCCCUGCUCAGGAGCGUCUUGGCGCAGGUGAUCGAGAAGCACAGACGCUCCACCUGGAUCCACAUCGGCGCGGAUGAGGUUUUCCACCUCGGGGAGGGGAUGGACUCCAAGAGCUGGAUGAGCCGCAACAAGGGCGACGUGGGGACCAUGUUCCUGAAGCACAUCAAGGAGGUGUUGGGCUUCCUCUCUGCGCAGUACUGGGGGCUGCGGGUGCUCAUGUGGGACGACAUGCUGAGGAAGAUCAGCGUGGGAGCCCUGCGGGAGUCUGGGAUAGCGAAGCACGUCUCACCCGUGGUGUGGUUCUACGCGCCCGACUUCGAGGCUGAGCAGAUUGAGCCGUUCCUCACCAAGUAUGCAGAGAGUGGCUUCGAGGCAGUUUGGUUCGCCAGCGCCUUCAAGGGCACCACGGGGCCGGCGCAGACCUGGACCCCCCUGAGCUACCACCUGAAAAACCACCUGAGCUGGCUGAAGGUGAUGCAGGCCCUGCCACGGCUGGCCCCGCUGCGCUUCCAGGGCAUCGUGCUCACCGGCUGGCAGAGGUACGACCACUACUCAGUGCUCUGCGAGCUGCUGCCCGUCGGCAUCCCCUCGCUGGCCAUCUGCCUGCAGACCCUGGUGAACGGGGGCUUCACAGAAGAGGCGAAGAGGAAGGUCCUGGAUGUGCUGGGCUUGGAGAGCGUGCAGCUGGAGCAGAGCACCUGCGAGGGCAGGGGAGCGUUCCCUGGUGUGGAGAUCUACCACAUGGUGGAGCAGGUUAAUGGCCACCUGAAGGAGAGCAUCCUGAAGGCUCUGGAGGAGGAGAGUGCCAUCAAGGGCUGGUUCAGCCCCUACCAUCGGAAGCACCGCUUUGGGAACCCCCGCAACAUGGAGAGCUUUGGCAGCAAGGUGCUGAAGCUGCAUGAGGACUGGGAGAGCUUCGUCCGUGACCUGCGUGCCCAGCUGGAGAGGGUCUACUUCCCAGACACGGUGGAGGAGUGGAUGGAGGAGAACGUCAACCCCUACCUGGACCAGCUGCGGGACCUGGUACGGGACUACCGGGCCAUCAUCCGCCUCAACGGCCGGCCCAAGGCCACGUAGGGGCUGCAGCCCCCCCAGCUCUCUCUGCCCCCCUGGCUGGUCUUCGGGGGCCAGCGCCUCGUGUCUGUUUG
Neopelma chrysocephalum (saffron-crested tyrant-manakin) is the source of this 3108-nucleotide messenger RNA. Its product is annotated as hexosaminidase D-like. Gene Ontology annotation, biological process: carbohydrate metabolic process. Gene Ontology annotation, molecular function: hexosaminidase activity. The transcript has 14 exons. Bases 1343 to 3037 code for a protein of 564 amino acids. The record is from RefSeq and is a predicted model, not a curated record. NCBI's taxonomy places the organism in Eukaryota, Metazoa, Chordata, Aves, Passeriformes, Pipridae.